Molecule: messenger RNA, 2922 nt
Organism: Motacilla alba alba
Lineage: Eukaryota; Metazoa; Chordata; Aves; Passeriformes; Motacillidae
Gene: GFRA1
Product: GDNF family receptor alpha 1
Exons: 9
Coding region: 630-2021 (463 amino acids)
Biological process (GO): nervous system development
Cellular component (GO): signaling receptor complex; external side of plasma membrane
Molecular function (GO): signaling receptor activity
Source: RefSeq, a predicted model, not a curated record
GUGGAAGAGGCGAGUUGCCCCGGGGGGGGCUCGGGAAGCCGCGGCUCGGGGCUGUCAGCGGGGCUAUCCGCGGGUCUGACACCAGCGGGUCUGACACCAGCGGCUGGCCCCGGCUGCGGGGCCGGGGGCGGGCGGGCGCCGCGGGUCUCGUGUGUGCACCCCCCUCCCGCCCCCCGUGCGCUCUCGGUCCCUCCCUGGGAACAGGCGCUGCCCACCCAAGGAGGCGACCAGCGCUCCUGCCCCGCUGCCACUCGCUCACUCACACGCAUCACACAGACACACACACAUACACCGUGCGUGCGCCUCUCGCUCCCGCACUGGAGUCAGUGCUUGUGCCUGCAGGUUGCUCAGACCUCAAAUCUAAGGGAAAAGCUCAGCGUUUGCGUCGCUGCUCCUGCCGCCGGUGGUGGUAGCGGUGAAGAGAAGAGGGGGUUGUGUUUUUUUGUUGGUUUUUUUUUUUUUUUUUUUUUUUUUUUUUGCUUGGCGGCUUUUUUUUUCUUCUUCCCCCUUGAAUUCAAUGGAUCUGAACUUGGAGCCUUUAGACCUCGGCGGUAUUGGAAUAUCUACAUGCUGAUCAUCUUUGUUGUGACACAUCAAGUCGUGUGGGGAAACCAUCCGAAGACAGCAAGAUGUUUCUCGUUCUCUUGUACUUCGCUUUGCCCUUAGUGGAAGUGAGCGGGCUGCCUGGAGGGGACCGCCUGGACUGCGUGAAAGCCAGCGAUCAGUGUCUGAAGGAGCAGAGCUGUAGUACUAAAUUCAGGACACUGAGGCAGUGUGUAGCCGGCAAAGAGAGCAACUUCAGCCGGGCCACGGGCCUGGAGGCGAAGGACGAGUGCAGAAGCGCCAUGGAAGCUCUCAAGCAGAAAUCCCUGUACAACUGCCGCUGCAAGAGGGGCAUGAAGAAGGAGAAGAACUGCCUGCGCAUUUACUGGAGCAUGUACCAGAGCUUGCAGGGAAAUGACUUGCUUGAAGAUUCCCCUUAUGAGCCAGUUAACAGCAGACUAUCAGACAUAUUCAGGCUAGCACCAAUGGUAUCAGUGGAGCCAGUACUUUCAAAGGGGAACAAUUGCUUGGAUGCAGCCAAAGCUUGUAACCUAAAUGACACCUGCAAGAGGUUCAGAUCUGCUUACAUAACCCCCUGCACCAGCAGCACGUCCAAUGAGAUCUGUAACAAGCGGAAGUGUCAUAAGGCCCUCCGGCUAUUUUUUGACAAGGUCCCCCCAAAGCACAGCUACGGGAUGCUCUUCUGCUCCUGUCGAGACGUAGCCUGUACUGAGAGGAGGCGGCAGACUAUUGUUCCUGUGUGCUCAUAUGAGGACAGGGAGAAACCAAACUGCCUGAAUUUACAAGAGUCCUGCAAGAAGAAUUACAUCUGCAGAUCUCGCCUUGCAGAUUUCUUCACAAACUGCCAGCCUGAGUCACGCUCUGUUAGUGGCUGUCUGAAGGAGAACUAUGCUGACUGCCUGCUUGCCUACUCGGGGCUCAUUGGCACUGUGAUGACACCAAACUACAUCGACUCCAGCAGCCUCAGUGUGGCCCCGUGGUGCGACUGCAGCAACAGUGGCAACGAUGAAGAGGAGUGCAAGAAAUUCCUGAAUUUCUUCCAGGACAACACAUGCCUUAAAAAUGCAAUUCAGGCCUUUGGCAAUGGCACUGAUGUGAAUGUCUGGCAGCCAAUCUUACCAGUACAGACCACUACAGCCACAACUACGACAGCUUCCAGACUUAGAAACACAGGGUCAGAGACCACCAACAACGAAAUACCCUCCCACAAUGAUUCACCAGCAUGUGCAAACCUGCAGGCACAGAAGAAGCGAAAAUCCAAUGAAUCUGUAGACACAGAGCUCUGUCUUAAUGAGAAUGCUCUGGGGAAGGACAACACAGCGGGAGUCUCCACCAGUCACAUAUCCGCGGAGAAUUCCCUGGCUCUUCCUACCAGCUCCUAUCUAAGCACACAGCUCACCCUGAUGGCACUUGCACUCUCGCUCUCUUUGUCCCUAAGCUCAUCAGUCAUCUUGUAGCUGCAUUACAAAAGGACGUGUUAAAAAAAAAAAAAAUCAAAAAAAAAAAAAUCUGUUUGCUGUCCUCUGUUGUUUAUCUGGAAUUCCAGGUCUGGGAGCUAAGCUGAGGCACUCCUGCUAGAACAGUCUCAGUCAGCUGGAAUUUUAUUUUUUUUUCUCUCUAAAAAAAGCUUCUUGUGAUAUUUAGAGGCUUUGUGAAAUACUUGGUGCAGUGCUACAUUCCAAACCCAAAAGGCUUUUGGGCAUGCUGUGUUUUAAAGAGACAGUGUGUAAAUUUGCCUGUAAAGCGACCUGGUUGGAUUAUUUUAAUAAUUAUUAUUUUAAUUCUGGCUUUUACCUGAGAAAGAAGAUGAUGGUUUUCUUAAAAUCUUGUUUAUCUCAUUGAAUGGUUUUGGUUUUCAAAUUGAUUGAACUUCAGACUACCAAGGAUGCCAGGCUUUUGUCUAAUGGUGAAUGUUCUCCCAGAGAGUGGACUUUAUGAAACUUCUUCAUUUGAUAAAUCGCUACUGAUGUUAAACUCUUUCAGUGUGUUAGCAUUUUCCUCUUUAAAUGUUUACGUACUGUAAGUGAUUCUGCGUUCCCUGCUGAGAAGCCAUUAUAAUUCACAUACAGGUAUAAUGUAUAUCUUUCAGUUAAAUUCUCAUAGAGUGUGGCGUAGAACCUUCUAACAGUACAUUUAUCUUUUAAUUAUAAUCAUCUAGCCUUAACAAGAGUGAAGAUUCUUUACAUUAGCAAGAUGCAGCCAUUGUGAAAGCUUGAUAAAGAUACAUUUCUUUAAAUAUGAGGAACAAAUAUUGCUACAGGGUUUCAGCUGUACAGUCUAUGGUCUUCUAUGCUUCCAUUGUGAUAAUAUAGUCCAGUUAUUAUACUCUUUGUUUAAUAAAAAAUGACAUACAAUUUA